AAUUUACAAACAUUUGUUUGUUACUAUCGAAUUUUCUCUGUUGGUGUUACAAAUUGACUGGCACUUCGCUUCGGGAUUUCAAUACUUAUUUUUCAAUGCUAAUUGGAAAUUAUUUCAAUUUGCUUAACGGAAGAAGCAUGCGUCCAUGUUUUCCUGUCUGUCCUGGACAGCGAGAAAUAUCUCUAAGAAAGGGAACAUUUGCCAUUAUGUUAAUUCGCAUAACGCUUGCUUUAUUUGCAUAAUGCAUCGUUUCUGCAAGUGGGUGUUGAUAAACCACUAUGUACAUCAUCACAAGUUACUCAUUUUAUAAUAUUGUUCAUUCCUUGAUAAUGAUUGCUUUAUCGAUGCAUAGCAUUUUUCCUAGCACUUUCUUUUUGGCACAUUGGCGGCGCAGUGUGUGCAGUCUGGCGUGCCCCCUAGGUCUGUUUACCCCUAGAAUGUUGCUAGGAGACCAUACACAAACUCAUUUUGGGGAGAUCCCGCUGUCAUAUCUCUAGAAUUCACACAGAGAGCGAGAAAGUGAAGUGGGUCGAGUGACACCAAAACAGCACCCCAGGAGGAGCUUGAGAGAGAGGAACCAUGCCAAAGAAGGGUGCAAAAAAGGGGGGAGGGGGGAAGCAGGCAGGGAUGACGGAGGAAGAGAGACUCCUGUACAUGCAGCAGAGGGCCCAGGCAGAGGACGAGAUGGCCAAAAGGAAGGAGGACAUGCUAACUCAAUUCCUCAAGGAUAAGCUGCAGAAGGAGGAGCGCAACAGUGCAGUGAACCUGCACAAGUUGACGCAGCAGUGGCGAGCAGUUCUCCGCCAGACACGGGCAGCUGAACUGCGCAGUGACAUUGCUGUGCUCAGCCAGACCUUUGAGAGGGUGCUGGACCGGAAGGACAGUGUCAUCAAGUGUUUGGUGUGUGACCUGAGUGAGGCGGAGCAGCAGUCAGCCCAGGCCCUGCGCUCUCACCUGCAGUGUGUGGACUGUCUGCUGGCCUUGCAGAAGGGUAGGCUGGCAUCCCUGGAGCAACAGUGGAACAGCAGCCUGGAGGGACUGAGCUACGAGUUCAAUUCUGAGAGGGAGCAGAUCCUGUCCCAGCACCAGCAGGAGUGUGCUUACCUGGAGGAUGUGACCUUUGCCAUGGAGCAGUUCUACAUGGAGGUGGACGUGGAGGCCCGCCAGGACUACCAGAGCACCAGAGACGACAUCAAGAACAGGAACAUAGAGGAGAAGCAUGCAUUGAGGAUCCAGUUAGAGGGGACGGUGGAGGGCCUGUGGCGUCAGUUCCAACAGGCCCUACGCAGCUACAACGAGGCCACAGAGGACCGUCAUGUAGCCUUUGAGUCGUUGAGGACCCGCGACCAGCGCAGCGCCCAGGAGAUUGACACGCAGAUGAGGAGGCUGCAGAAGAUGCAGGACUCCAUCUCUGCUCUGCGCUCCAGGCUGAACUCCAGCCAGAGGGAGAGUGAGGGGGCAGCACGGGGCCUGAGGGUGGCGAGGGAGGAGGUGACCCUGCAGGCUCGCCAGCUCAAGGCCCAGCUGAGCUGUGCCCGCGCAGCCGAGAGGAACCAGCUCACCAACCUCACCGUGCGCAGCAACGCCGCCGCCAAGAAAUUACAGGGCAUCAUCACUAAGGGGGAGAGGCUGCUGCGUCUGGCUGAGAUGUGUCGUAAACUGGAGACAGAACAUGAGAAAGUCCUGCCCUUCUACACCUCCUCUCUCACUGCUGAGGAAGAGAGCCAGGAGAGAGCUAAUGCUAUGGAGCCUCCAUCUGAGGAGCUGGCACAGGCCAUGCUGGACUAUUCGGUUCUGGAGAGGUUCUGGCAGCGUUAUAACAAGGUUCUGCUGGAGCGGCUGUGUCUGGAACAGGAGAGAGGAGCUCUGACCCGGGAGAACCAGCAACUGCGGGUCUUACUGCGCCAGUACCUGGACGGCAUCUCCGUUAGCGACGAAAUCCUCCGCCAUCGCAACCCCCUGCUGAUGGUGUCACGGCCCACCCUCGCCGUUCAACCCACUGCUGACGCCCAACGCAAGCGCCACACUGUCAUUGAGGCAGCACACAUUGUGCAGCGCACACUGUAGACACACAAAAUAACAGGCUCACAUCACACACACCAUCACUCCUAGAUGAACUUCAAAAGGUGUUCAAGUUGUACACUGACUAGGAGUAACUAUAACUUCAAACUGCCAGAAUGCACUCCUUCUGGCAGAACUCAAUUCCUUAUUCUAUUUUUGUGUACUUCUUUCUACCAGGUGUCUUACAAUAACUAUCAAAUAAAAAAGAGGAAUAUUCCAUCCGAUAAUAACAACUCUC
Molecule: messenger RNA, 2299 nt
Organism: Coregonus clupeaformis (lake whitefish)
Lineage: Eukaryota; Metazoa; Chordata; Actinopteri; Salmoniformes; Salmonidae
Product: dynein regulatory complex subunit 2
Exons: 9
Coding region: 580-2067 (495 amino acids)
Biological process (GO): axonemal dynein complex assembly; regulation of cilium movement; cilium-dependent cell motility
Cellular component (GO): axoneme; axonemal dynein complex
Source: RefSeq, a predicted model, not a curated record